GACUUUUUCUAUUACAGCAUCCUUCAAGCGUUUCAAGUUUUCGAGUCGAACGGAGAGCAAAUCAUCUCCGUUCCAAAAUCCUGUAGAAUCUUCAGUCACUAUGACUAUUCUAAUGACAGCGGCGCGCUCGUGAUGCGCUGCCAACGCUGACUCGGAGGUCCACCCUGGCGUCAAAAAGUCUCUUUUCUUUUCGUCUUCCCUGAAACCCGUUUAGUCGCUCUUAUUGGCCGCAUACUUACUUGCAAGGAGGUUUCCCCUGGAAUUCAUGUGGUCGUUUGCAUCGAAGAACCUGAACAUUGUCUGCGGGCGUUGCGUCUCAGUCCGACGACAUGCGUAGCUCAAGACUGAGCUGCCAAAAUUUGACGUCGAACGCAAAUUAUAUAUAUAUCCAGACACUCAGUCAAUGCUCAGCACUUGUGGAAGCCGUUGUCAGGCCGCUGUGAGACAUUCUUUGAGCGACAUACAAAAUGACUUCACUUCGACUUUUGCUUUGGAAUUUUUUUUUGGCAGCCAGAACAGUUGCCAUCACGGAACAGCCGAGUUUGGGAUAUACUACUCCUGCAUCGGUGGUGCCAUCACGCCCCUUCGGGUAUACGUGGCAACCUCCCCCAAGGGUUUCCUCCGUUGCGUUUCAUCCUCCUGCUUCGGGAAUCAUCCAUUUUUUUGCUGCGCUGUCUACACCGUUCGACUUUCAUAUCCGAAACCCUCCGUUCAAUGGCUAUCUGCUUGGUCAUCGUCGAGCGCGUUGUGUUCCAAUCAAGGGGGUUGACACCUCGCCAACGUUGACAAGGUCUUUCUGCUUACCAACCGUGCGGAUUAUUGUCACCUCCAACGCGGAGCGGUACCAGGUGGUUGAAAUUACGGGUGCAACCAAUGGUUCGUCCAUACGAGAACGUAUCUUGUCAAAGUUAUGUAUUCCGGAUGAUCGCUAUUCUUGGUUUCGUGUGUAUCAAGCCCAAGUAGGCACGUAUGCCAUUGGCAGCGCUCUAUCAGACGCGAUGCUGUUUGAAAUAUGCCUCCAGCAAGGCGACCCGUCAGGGUCGUUGGCAUUUUUUGUGUCUACGGCGCCAGAUCGACCGCCUAAAACUGCGGAACCUGAUUAUUCAGACACUUAUCUAUACUCUCAGUCGGCUGAAAUCGAUUCAAUUUCAGAUUUCUCGGUUGGGACAUCUCUUUCGUUGCUGUAUAUUACUGCUCCUGAUACUUCCCUGGGGUUCGGAAAAUGGGGGAUGGUGGGUAGCGGAAGCGGAGUCGAGUUGGUAUAUCACCCUCGAAUGCCCGGGAGUCUGGAUGAGCCACCAUCAGGAAAGGAGAGGUGUGAACUCACGGUCAACUCGUGUAUCAUAGAGAGGCAUCAUCAGUCCGACAUAAUAUCGGAGCUUUACAAGGGUCAUAUGGGUGAGAUGCCUCGUUGA
Molecule: messenger RNA, 1415 nt
Organism: Desarmillaria tabescens
Lineage: Eukaryota; Fungi; Basidiomycota; Agaricomycetes; Agaricales; Physalacriaceae
Exons: 8
Coding region: 468-1415 (315 amino acids)
Source: RefSeq, a predicted model, not a curated record